AUGACAGCGUUGAAAACCGACGAGAGAGCCAGCCAGUAUAAUAUACGGCUCUUGUUAGCCGAACGUGAGCCCAAUACUACUUCUGCAAGCCUCGCAGAGACUCUCUUCUUGUUUCCGGCAUUGACCUACCUGGAUCUUUCGUACACCACUCCAGCACGAGACCGGAAUGUACUGUCUACACUAGCUCAAAUGCCGUUCCUCCGGGUACUUAAAUUGCGUGGCAUUGGGCUGAAGGAUAAUGAUGCUGAAUUUCUUGCAAAUGCGAUUGGACGGCGAGUCCGUUGUCUGGAUUUGAGAGACAACAGGCUUACUGACAUAGCAAUCCACUCUCUGUUGCAGGCAUCAUUUCUCCCGCCAAACGGGACGGAAAUACAACGAAAUCCCAGGCAGGCUACUGCUUCGCCAGACCCCUUCUCCCACUUUGCAAUUAAUGAGUCUGACUCGGACUUUUUCAAGCGGCCAGACUUAGAUGAGCAGUUUGUGAAGCUUCUUGCUCAACCUGUUUUAUACCAUCCAUGGGUUGAAGACUUACCGCAUACGGGAAUCACCCAUCUUUAUAUUGCUGGUAAUCAAAUAUCCGUGGAGGCUGUGGCGAGUCUUUUGCUCUCAACCCGACUACAUGCUUUAGAUUUCGGGAACAUAAAAACUCCAGAUAAGGCACACCAGACUCAUCAUUAUGGGAAGGAGAAAUAUCUUGGAGCUGAGAAUCUAGUCCCGAUGUUGGGUAAGGUUGCAGGCGACAAUUUGAUAUAUUUUCGAGGGCAUCAUGCUGUUCUCACUGGCCAACCACCCGCUAAAGACUCUGUAUCCAAUACUGAGCUUCUUCCAGAGCUUUCAGGACAAGAGACCCCGCGCGAAGUCGAGCAAUUUGAGCUGGAUGGUUCCCGGCAGGUUUAUGAGUUGCCCGAAGACGUAAGGCCUGUCUUUGAACUCGCGGAUACAUCAACAACCGACCCAAUUAGCCCCUCUUCGGCCACGAAACAGCUCAAAACUUCCCAGCCAUUGACAGCCUGCGAGGAUGAACAUGCACCGGCAGUCAGGCGUGGGCCAGCUUUUGCCCCGGAGGUUGUACAGCCCAUCCCUGUACACAGUAGCGCCAAUGGAGGUAUGAUCUUCGGUGCUUCUAAGACAAACACCUGGGGUACAGAUCAGACUGAUUCAAACACAUUGCCGUCCAUUGCAAUGUCUUCAGACUACGACACGCUUACGACAGACUUCUCUCUUCAGGCAACCUUGCAAUGCAGCUCCCCAAUCUCAUCGAGCGAUCCUCUCGCACAAAUAGUACAGGAAUUAUUAGCAAAGCGACCACACAAUCAAUCACUCCCACUCCGAGGAGGGAAAGACAGCUGGUUUCCUUACCUACACCCAUCACAUAUUCCUCACAUGGAAACUUUGGUACUGACAGAUGUACCCUCGCAUGUGACGCCCAACUCCUCCAUACUCUCUGCGCUCACUCGGUUCAUAACUGCAUGCUCAAACGAAGCAUUGCUAGCAACUCUGCAAGCAGGAUCGGACUACUCGCUCCCACCAGGGCAAGCGCGCAUGCAAGCCGAGCAGCAGCGGUCAAGGUCUCUCUUUGGCUUGCGUCGUCUAGUACUCGAAAUCACACCUGUCGAUACCUCUAAACUUACAUCAUGGAAAACCGGGAAUCAAUACAAUUCCACAGGGUAUUCAAGCACGGGUGACCGCGACUCGGAGAAUCUUUGGUCUGCAGCUGCAAAUGAUUUCAGCUUCUUUGGCGAAGAAGAGUGUGGCGUCCCUGAAAAUGAUCCUGGUAAAUACUUUCCAAUGGCUGCGCUUAACGAAAAGGUCUCGCUUAUACCGGAGGAUGACUCGUUGCAUUCAUCUGAUUCUCCUCAAUUUGGGCGUCACCUUCCACAAAGCGCCAAGACCCGGGGUCCGCCAGUGACUGCUAAAGAUAGGAAGCAGCAGUGCCAAGUCCCAAUGAUUGACCUUGUGGCAGAGCUUGCGGCCUUUCGUCGCGCCAAGAAGGCCGAGUAUGAACAAGUGGUUCGUCGUGAAAAGGGACGGCGAAGCACAACUGGCACGGGUACUUCCGGCCUACUUAUGCCAUCAUCGCCCCAUAUUUUUCUAUCACGUUACGUCGAAGGUCAUUGGAAGGGAGAGGUGAAGAUCGUGCGGAACCCGACGCCAAAAGUGCGGACCGGAACGGUAGACAUGUAUGGAAACUAUUUCGAGAAGGGGUACCUGUACCCAUGA
Messenger RNA from Penicillium griseofulvum, 2220 nucleotides. RefSeq lists its product as uncharacterized. NCBI's taxonomy places the organism in Eukaryota, Fungi, Ascomycota, Eurotiomycetes, Eurotiales, Aspergillaceae. The transcript has a single exon. The coding region runs from base 1 to 2220 and encodes 739 amino acids. The record is from RefSeq and is a predicted model, not a curated record.